Molecule: messenger RNA, 978 nt
Organism: Anopheles cruzii
Lineage: Eukaryota; Metazoa; Arthropoda; Insecta; Diptera; Culicidae
Product: zinc carboxypeptidase A 1-like
Exons: 3
Coding region: 1-978 (325 amino acids)
Biological process (GO): proteolysis
Molecular function (GO): metallocarboxypeptidase activity; zinc ion binding
Source: RefSeq, a predicted model, not a curated record
AUGCGUUCGCUACUCGCACUGCUCUUGUUCCUAGCCUUGGCGGCAGGUUCAUCCCUGGAUUUUGAUCGUUAUUGGAGCACCGAAGAGAUUCGCAACUAUCUGAAUGAACUGGCAGCCGAUUUUCCGACCUACGUCAGCAUCAGCUCGUUCGGCAUCACCAGCGAGAACCGACAGAUUUGGGGCCUGAACAUCAACAAAAACUUCGACCUCAACCGGCCGUUGGUCAUCGUUGAGAGUGGAAUGCGCGCUCGUGAAUGGGUUUCGCCAAUGGCGGCAUGUUCCAUCAUGCACGAGUUGGUCGAGCAUCACUACGAGUUUGAGGAGCUGCUGGAUCGUGUGAACUUUUUGAUUAUCCCACUGGCCAACCCGGACGGGUACGAGUACUCCCGCACUACUAACCGGGCGUGGAUCAAGUCACGCACACCCAACGGAAACGGAUGCUUCGGAACCGACCUGAACCGCAACUUUGGGUACCUGUGGAACACCGUCGGUGGCAGCACGUAUCCCUGCGCGGAUGAGUACAUCGGAGCGGGUGCCUUCUCCGCUCCCGAGACCACUGCCCUGCGUAACAUGCUUCAGAGCAACAGCAACAGGCUAGCCUUGUAUCUCAGCAUUCAGGCGGCAGGACAGAUGGUGUUGUACCCUUACGGGCACAGUGCCAUGACUAACCCGGGCAACGUGGCCCAACUUCGAAACCUUGCCAACGACGUGGCCCGUACGCUGAUGAACCAGAACGGGAAAAUCUUCACGGCCGGUGGUGCUGGGCUACUGCAGCCACCUGCCUCCGGGAGCAGCAUCGACUACGUGGCCGGAACCAGCCACACGGACCUGGUGUUUACGAUCAGGACCCGCAGCGGUGGUAACCACGGUUACGAUAUACCGGAAGCGGAACUGGCCGAAGUGCUCAGCGAGACAACCCACGGAUUCUUGACACUGGCAGAGUACGUGGCAGGUCAGAGACGCCUGAAUGCGGUAUAA